AUGACUGCCAAUUCUAUCCCUUCCAUCCGUAUCUCACCCGAAACAGACGGGUAUCAACUUCCCUCUCUACACUAUCCUUCUUCUAACUCUGAGACCACUAACAUGAGAACCGUUGCCACCCCUUCCAUCUCACAGUCCUCUAAAGCUUUUGAUCCUCAUCCCUACAACGCUUUGGCACUAGACGAUUUCAUCAUCACUGAAAUGUAUGAUCAACUCCAGAAGGAUGACUGUGAUUAUCCAAGCAGCCCUUUUCUCCCAGAUGAUGGAAUUCACCGCCACACUUCGACCGAGUCCGUCGCUACAAGGGAUCUUAUUCUCCCACCACGUGUUCCAGGUCAUCACCGCAGCCACUCUGCACCGUCCAUUUCCCGGGGCCGCAUUGCAACCCAAGCAAUGCUAGAUGCAAAUGCGCGACGUCGGGUGCAUGACGCUCAGUUCACGUGCGGCGAGUGUCACCAGACGUUCACGGCACAGUUUAGUCUGAAGCGUCACCAGCGGUCACACACAGGCGAACGUCUAUUUCAGUGCAGCAUUCCAGGCUGUGGGCAGAAAUUCUACAACAGCAGCGACUGCAAACGUCACGAGAAGAGCAAGAAACGGCUCGCUGUUGUUGCGUCAAAUUCCUCGACAUGGCCUGCGGCUGAGAUACGGAACCGGCACCCUAGUCAUGAAUGUGUGACUUGGUCUGACUCAGGCUCCAAUGAGCGCCACACUGCUAAGCAGUGGACGACCUCUGUCAGCUAUCAAACAUGA
Messenger RNA from Pisolithus orientalis, 753 nucleotides. RefSeq lists its product as uncharacterized. NCBI's taxonomy places the organism in Eukaryota, Fungi, Basidiomycota, Agaricomycetes, Boletales, Pisolithaceae. Bases 1 to 753 code for a protein of 250 amino acids. The record is from RefSeq and is a predicted model, not a curated record. Gene Ontology annotation, biological process: regulation of transcription by RNA polymerase II. The transcript is spliced from 7 exons. Gene Ontology annotation, molecular function: RNA polymerase II cis-regulatory region sequence-specific DNA binding; DNA-binding transcription factor activity.